CAAUUAGUCAAUUCGAAUGAAAUAAUUAGCCAAUUGAGUUAAUCAAAGAUGGCGAAAGAGACCCUAAAGCCUUGUGUCCACGGUGCGAGAAAAAAUCCGAUCCGAGAUUUUGAACAGAGCAAAACUUGAUCAACUGAAAUAACCAUGAUUGAUUAAUUCUUCCUUUCUAGAGUUAGAUUCCUAAAGUUAAAUCAAUUACGUUGACAAAUUAUUCAACAGAUAUUGUGAUCCUCUGCAAUUUGAUUUGUUCCGCUAUUUUCAGGGGAAUUAAAACCAAACGAGUGUGAACGUGGCAUUAUAUUGACAUCAAUUAUAUUGUGAACUCAAUAUUUGUAUUUUUUGCUUUUUAAUUAUUACAAAUAUUUGAUUAUUCAUUAUUUUAGAACUACCACUAAGCUGACACCUAGCGCAUAUGUAUGUAUGUACAUGAAUAUCCGUUCGGACAAUUCUUCUUGGUUGGAAAGAUAACGAUCUUGGAAGACAUAUUGAUAGAAACUGGUGGCAACUCGAAAUGACGUUUCUAACUCUUAUCUGACUAUCUUCACUCUUAUUGUUUACCAUGCGCUUUUGACAGAUCGUGAGGUUGACAGUCUGUUUACAUUUUUUCGAAAAAUCCUACACAUAUCUCUUAGAGAGAUAUUAAUAAAAAUUUUAAUAAAUUAUUUUAUAUAGUGUAGUACGCAAAAUGGAAAAUGAUAAUCCAGUUAUAUAUGGACUUGAAUUUCAAACUAGAGCACUGUCGGCUCAAACAGCCGAGACAGAUAUCGUGAGAUUUCUGGUAGGAACGCAGUCUUUGAAAUUCAGCAAUAAUCAGGUUCAUUUAGUCGAGCUUAAUGAGGAAACGGGAAAUUUGAAGACUCAAGUGUUUCAGCAUCCAAUAGGAGAGAUUUGGUCCUUACAAGCUUCUCCGACUGAGCCUGAUGUAUUUAUUACAUGUUAUAACAGUUUGAGUGAAGGUACUUGCCAGAUGAAAGGAACUAUUUGGAAAUUUCCUGAAAUAGAAGAAUAUACUAAUGAUAUUUUACAACUUGAUAAAUUAGCUGAUAUUGAUACAACUCCUUAUGGCACUAGUCUUAAAACUAUUGCUUAUCAUCCUACAGAUAAUAAGAAAGUUGUAUCAGUAGUAGAUAAUAAUUUUGUCUUAUGGGAUCUGACUAAAGGACCACAGGUUACAGUGUCAGGCACUCUAGCAGGCAAAAGUCAGCCAAGAUUUACAAAUGGUAAAUGGAAUCCUCACAAUGGUGCUAAUCAGUUUGUAACAUUGAAUGAUAACAAUGUUCGGGGAUGGGAUUUCAGAAGCCCAGCUAAUGCUGCUUGGUCCAUUUUAUCUGCACAUUCGCAAAUUAUCAGGGAUUUAGAUUUUAAUGCAAAUCGUCAGUAUUUUCUAUCAACUUGUGGUGACGAUGGAUAUAUGAAGUUCUGGGAUAUUCGACUUCCGACAGAACCAGUGCUGUCACGUAUGGAACAUUCGCAUUGGGUGUGGAAUAUAAGAAUUAAUCGUUUCCACGAUCAACUUGUUUUAACAUCCAGUAGUGACUCAAGAGUAAUAUUAUGUAGUAUUGCAUCUAUAUCAUCUGAACUAUUCGGACAUAUGGUAUCAGCCGAAGAUGAACCUUCGCAAAACGAAGAAUCUUGUGGAAAAAAGAAAUUAGAAGAUGGUCUGGUAGGAAGAUAUGAAGAGCACGAAGACAGUGUAUACGCGGUGGAAUGGUCGUCUGCUGACCCAUGGACAUUUGCAUCUCUUAGUUAUGAUGGUAGAUUAGUUCUUAAUAAAGUGCCACGUAAAUAUAAAUAUCAAAUAUUACUGUAAAUCUAUAUUCAAUGAAAAAUUAAAAAUAAAAAUGU
Pogonomyrmex barbatus (red harvester ant) is the source of this 1845-nucleotide messenger RNA. Its product is annotated as EARP-interacting protein homolog. Gene Ontology annotation, molecular function: protein binding. The record is from RefSeq and is a predicted model, not a curated record. Gene Ontology annotation, biological process: protein ubiquitination. Lineage: Eukaryota; Metazoa; Arthropoda; Insecta; Hymenoptera; Formicidae.